AUGGCCGCCCACUUCAAGCCGCUCGUCCUGCACGCCCACGCCUCGGGUCCGAAUCCGGUCAAGAUCGCCAUGGCACUUGAGGCACUCAAUGUCCCAUUUGAAGUAAAGCAGUGGGAUUUUAGCGACAACCCCAAGACCGGCGUGAAGGGUACAGAGUUUCUCAAAAUCAACGAGAACGGGCGCGUUCCGGCCCUCGAAGAUCAUAACACCGGUGUCGUCUCUUGGGAAUCUGGGGCAUGCAUGAACUACGUCCGCCGCGUUUAUGACACGGGUAAUACCAUCGGUCCGCCAGGCGAGUCGGCGCAAGAUCUGGUAGAUUUUGAAAAGUGGGAAUAUUUCCUGUUGUCGACGCUUGGUCCCAUGAGUGGACAGACAAAUUGGUUCAAACACUUCAACGCCCAGAAGAAUGAAGAUGCGCUACAGCGGUACACGGCGCAGACCUAUCGCUGCUAUGAUGUUCUCGAGGGACAGUUGAAGAAGACUGGUGGUGAGAGCAUUUUGCCUGGUCGUGUCACUGCCGUUGAUUAUCAUUUCGAGCCUUGGCUUCGCUUGUACUCCUUCGCUGGUCUUUCGCUUGACAACUAUCCUUUGAUCAAGAAGUGGCUCGGGCUCAUGGCGACACGUGAAGAAGUCCAGGAAGCGUACAUCAAGGUUCAAGGCAAGAAAUAG
Messenger RNA from Penicillium vulpinum, 669 nucleotides. RefSeq names its product glutathione S-transferase family protein. The coding region runs from base 1 to 669 and encodes 222 amino acids. The record is from RefSeq and is a predicted model, not a curated record. The transcript is spliced from 2 exons. NCBI's taxonomy places the organism in Eukaryota, Fungi, Ascomycota, Eurotiomycetes, Eurotiales, Aspergillaceae.